AUGGAGUCCGAGCUGGGGGGGAAGGCGCGGGGCCUCUGGAAACGGCCUGUGAGCUGCGAAGAGCUCCUGCCUCGCGCGUUCACCGCGGGAAGGUCAAGUGUCAGAGCAUUGGUAGCCUUAUAUGAAGAGCCAGAGAAACCAAAUAGUGCACUGGACUUUCUAAAGCAUCAUCUGGGAGCUUCAGCUCCUGAUAAUCCAGAAAUAGAAGCACUUCGCUUGAAAGUGGCAGAGAUGAAAGAAAAAUACGAAGCUGUGCUGGAAGAAAAUAAAAAACUGAAAACCAAGCUGGCUCAGUAUGAACUGCCUCAAGAUGAGAAGCAUGGUGAAUAAUAGUAGUUUUUCCUUUAAUGCCUUGACUUAAUAAAGGGCUUCAUGAGAA
This is a messenger RNA of Acanthisitta chloris (rifleman), 379 nucleotides long. It is a transcript of the gene MYCBP, whose product is annotated as MYC binding protein. Gene Ontology annotation, cellular component: nucleus. Gene Ontology annotation, molecular function: transcription coactivator activity. Lineage: Eukaryota; Metazoa; Chordata; Aves; Passeriformes; Acanthisittidae. The transcript has 4 exons. The record is from RefSeq and is a predicted model, not a curated record. Gene Ontology annotation, biological process: regulation of DNA-templated transcription. The coding region runs from base 1 to 330 and encodes 109 amino acids.